AGGAAGAGUCCGGCAGAGAAAGAGAGGAGAGAGAGAGAGACUGAAAGCAUUCCUGAAAUUAUUGACAUUUAAAGGAAGCAAUUCCUUUGAUAGUGUCCUUCUGCAAAGACCAAGAAUUAAAGGAUCAGAAUGAAGUUUAUUAUUGGAAUUGGAGGUGUGACUAAUGGAGGGAAGACCACUCUGACGAGUAGACUUCUGAAGAACUUACCAAAUUGUUGUGUUAUACAUCAAGAUGAUUUUUUCAAGCCCCAAGAUCAAAUAGAGGUCGGGGAGGACGGCUUUAGACAAUGGGAUGUGAUCACCGCGUUAGAUAUGGACGCUAUGGCGAACACAGUUAAGGGAUGGAUCGAGAACCCGGUGAAGUUUGCACGUUCUCACGGCGUGACCGUUUCAGCCAUGUCUGACGACUCGGACCCUGAACGCGAGAUCCACAUCCUCAUUAUAGAAGGAUUUCUGCUCUAUAACUAUAAGCCUUUGCAUGAUGUCUACAACAAGUGCUACUAUGUCACCAUUCCAUACGAGGAGUGCAAAAGGAGAAGAAGUACAAGAAAGUAUACCGUUCCUGACCCCCCUGGUCUUUUUGACGGCCACGUUUGGCCCAUGUACUUGAAACACAGGAGAGAGAUGGAGAAUAACAGCCUAGAUGUCCUAAAUCUGGAUGGAAUGAAAUCCAAAGAGGAGAUCUACAACCAAGUUUAUGAAGACAUUCAGAACACAUUGUUGAAUAUGUUAUAGCAUCUCCAGAUUGCAUGAAGAUGUAUGUGUAUAGAACUGUAAAUAGCAUUUUAAGUAGAUAUGGCUUUGUCGAGUGAACAAAUAUUGUAAAUAAUAUAAUAAAAUACUAACUUAUUGCACAACUGAUGGCAAAAGCCUGGAAUUUUAUAUUGAUCUAUGUAACUUUUCUUUUAUUAAAAGAGGUAAUGCUGUCUGGAGUGCCCAGAGAUGAACAGUAUUUUGCUGCCAUGUGUUUUUAUUGUACUGGAAUUGAAAACUCUACUGAAACUCUAUUUGACUAAAAGGUCUUGGGUUAUAAAAGUCAUUUG
This is a messenger RNA of Xyrauchen texanus (razorback sucker), 1043 nucleotides long. RefSeq names its product nicotinamide riboside kinase 2 (gene nmrk2). The record is from RefSeq and is a predicted model, not a curated record. The coding region runs from base 130 to 735 and encodes 201 amino acids. Gene Ontology annotation, cellular component: cytoplasm. The transcript has 8 exons. NCBI's taxonomy places the organism in Eukaryota, Metazoa, Chordata, Actinopteri, Cypriniformes, Catostomidae.